GAGCAUUAUCUAAUACGGCAAUCAAUGCUAAACGUAGUACAACUGCGUUCUUCAGCGUGCGCUACGAGGUUGGAUUUCUCCAUUUUUGAUUUGUUGAUCACCAAAAUACUCCAAUAGAGACUACGGAUUUCCCGAAACUGCAGUCGCGAAAGGUACUAUCAGCUGCAGAAAUUUGAUACGAGAGUUGGUGAGAAAUCAUGGCGGGCAGUUUGAGAAGAAUUGGAGGAUUGGGUUUUGUGAUUCCCGGAGGAAAGCAUGGCCUCGGAAAAUGGCGGGGGUUUUCUUCUUCAGUUGUGGAGGAAAAGGGUGUACAAGAAACUGGGAAGUCUUCUAUGAAUCUCUUCUCUGCUGUAAAUCAAGCUCUUCAUAUCGCCUUAGAUACUGAUCCCCGUGCUUAUGUAUUUGGAGAAGAUGUGGGUUUUGGCGGUGUCUUUCGUUGCACUACGGGGUUAGCUGACCGGUUUGGUAAACAUAGAGUUUUCAACACUCCUCUCUGUGAACAGGGUAUUGUCGGGUUUGCAAUUGGUUUGGCAGCAAUGGACAAUCGGGCAAUAGCAGAAAUUCAGUUCGCAGACUAUAUUUUUCCUGCUUUUGAUCAGAUUGUCAAUGAAGCUGCAAAGUUUAGAUAUCGGAGUGGUAACCAAUUCAACUGUGGAGGCUUAACCAUAAGGGCACCAUAUGGAGCUGUUGGACACGGGGGGCAUUAUCACUCACAAUCCCCCGAAGCUUUCUUUUGCCAUGUCCCCGGUAUAAAGGUUGUCAUUCCUCGGAGUCCGCUGCAAGCAAAAGGAUUGUUGUUGUCAUCCAUACGUGAUCCGAAUCCGGUUGUCUUUUUUGAACCAAAGUGGCUUUACCGUUUGGCCGUAGAAGAGGUUCCAGAAGGCGAUUACAUGUUACCGCUAUCUGAGGCAGAGGUAAUGAGAGAAGGAAGUGAUAUAACGCUUGUCGGCUGGGGAGCUCAGCUAUCCGUUAUGCAAGAGGCCUGCAUUGAAGCGGAAAAGGAAGGGAUCUCUUGUGAAUUGAUCGACCUCAAAACCUUGAUACCGUGGGAUAAGGAAACAGUAGAGGCCUCCGUAAAAAAGACAGGAAGGCUUCUGGUUAGCCAUGAAGCUCCAAUAACCGGAGGAUUUGGUGCUGAAAUUUCUGCUUCUAUAGUCGAACGCUGCUUUACGAGAUUAGAAGCUCCGGUUGCCAGAGUUUGCGGGUUGGACACACCUUUUCCUCUCGUGUUCGAGCCCUUCUAUUUGCCAACAAAGAACAAGAUACUGGAUGCAAUCAAAUCGACGGUAAACUACUAGUGCAGCGACGCCCCUGCCCGAAAGAAAUUGACAUGUUCCAAACUCUCAGCAUCUUGGCAGAUGAAGGAAAACAUUUCAUCUAUUUUACCUAGCCAUGGAAUUGUAAAAAGUCAUGGUUUAUGGACAUUCAAUGUGGUCAAAUGCUCAAGUAUUGCCAACUACUCAAUUCAUCUUUAUAUAUACAUAUAGUUUCUGAAA
Ipomoea triloba (trilobed morning glory) is the source of this 1496-nucleotide messenger RNA. Its product is annotated as 2-oxoisovalerate dehydrogenase subunit beta 1, mitochondrial. Bases 198 to 1298 code for a protein of 366 amino acids. The transcript has 13 exons. Gene Ontology annotation, molecular function: catalytic activity. The record is from RefSeq and is a predicted model, not a curated record. Gene Ontology annotation, biological process: response to nutrient; branched-chain amino acid catabolic process. NCBI's taxonomy places the organism in Eukaryota, Viridiplantae, Streptophyta, Magnoliopsida, Solanales, Convolvulaceae.